This is a messenger RNA of Geodia barretti, 1086 nucleotides long. Lineage: Eukaryota; Metazoa; Porifera; Demospongiae; Tetractinellida; Geodiidae. The record is from the annotation of a GenBank genome assembly.
CUGGGGAAGAGAAUUACUGUGACUAUAAAAAGACUGCCCAUUAGUCAUCACUCACUCAUAUAGAGGCGGUAAUCUGUAGAGUAAAGACUGCCCUUUUCCUCCAAAGAAUAAGCCAUGGUUCGUUGAGAAAAAACAGAGCUCUUGACACACUGCACACAACCACUCCGCCGCAAACUGCGGGCAAGCUGGAGCCACAUGCACGUACAGUGGUACGUAUACGGGGUGGUGCGACCUGCGCGCGUGUGUGUGUACGUAAUAGUAUAUACGUGUGCCACACUUGCGCAUGCGCGGCGUGUCCGCGAGUUUAGUCAUCAUGUGGAGCCGUGGAAGAGGUUAGCUCUUACUUUUCACUUGCCUCUGACAGUAUCCUCUCGGGGACCAGGGGUAGGUACAGUUUCUCUGCUGUGCAGACUCAGCUCCGUCGCCCAGACACCAACUUCUGGGGGUUUUAGAACACGUGAGGUAGGAAGAGAACAAAUGCUUUCCCAGAAUGAAAGUAACAGAAUCAAUGUGGCUGAAAUUGUGCGGCAGUUCCAACAUAAAGAUGGGGACACAGGAUCAACUCCGGUGCAAGUGGCUGUACUGACCCACAGGAUCAGUCACCUAACAGAGCACGUGAAGAGGAACAGAAAGGACUUCAGUUGUCAGCGUGCGCUGGUAAAGAUGGUACACCAGCGCAGAAGGCUACUGCAGUAUUUGGAGCGCAGUGACCAUAAGGCCUACCACAUGCUCCUUUCUCAGCUCCAACUGCGGACCCCGAGGCCACUGUCCUACUCCAGACCCAAAUCUUGAACUUUUGUCAUUAUUGACUUAUGCACUGUGUAUUACAACUACGGAUCAGAUUUCAGGUCUGUCACUAGUUUGUAGUGUCCUUUUGGCUGCAGUUCCAUGAUGGCAAACUGGCAAUUGUCAAAGUUCCAUAGCUUGUGAAACUUCCCCACGCUCCAGUGGUAGUAUCUGGUGAGGAAGAGUCGGCAGAACAGUCCGUGGGUGACAAUGAUGGUGUUCUGGCCACACGUUCCUUUCUCCAUGUCCCUGUAGAGGGUCUCCAGGAACAUGGAGACUCUGUCAAACACAUCUGCUCCA